Molecule: messenger RNA, 609 nt
Organism: Camellia sinensis
Lineage: Eukaryota; Viridiplantae; Streptophyta; Magnoliopsida; Ericales; Theaceae
Source: RefSeq, a predicted model, not a curated record
AUGAUACUUGCGGGUACAUAUACAUCAUCAGUGACAACAGAAUGGGCAAUGUCCCUUCUAGUCAACCACCCAGAGGUAUUGAAGAAGGCAAGAGCCGAGAUAGACGCUCACGUAGACCAAGAUUGCUUGAUUGAUGAACCUGAUAUUUCAAAGCUACAUUACCUUCAAGCUAUUAUCUCUGAGACUUUCCGAUUGUUUCCAGCAGUACCGUUAUUGUUACCACAUGUAUCAUCAGAUGAUUGCACUAUAGGGGGAUUCAACGUGCCACAUGGCACAAUAUUGUUGGUUAAUGCAUGGGCCAUUCACCGAGAUGCUAAGGUUUGGAAUGAUCCUACAAGCUUUAAGCCUGAGAGGUUCGCAAGUGGAGAAGUAGAAGGAAACAAGUUGAUGCCAUUUGGAAUGGGAAGGAGGACUUGUCCCGGGGUUGGUCUGGCACAACGUGUUGUGGGUUUGGCUUUGGGGUCAUUGAUUCAGUGCUUUGAAUGGGAGAGGGUCACUGAGAAGGUAGUUGAUCUAACGGAAGGAAUAGGGCUUACUAUGUUCAAAGUUGAGUCAUUGGAAGCCACGUGCAAAGCACGCGACAUAAUCAUGAACAACGUUCUCUCUUAA